Messenger RNA from Pecten maximus, 717 nucleotides. RefSeq lists its product as uncharacterized. Lineage: Eukaryota; Metazoa; Mollusca; Bivalvia; Pectinida; Pectinidae. The record is from RefSeq and is a predicted model, not a curated record. The coding region runs from base 37 to 708 and encodes 223 amino acids. The transcript has 4 exons.
AGCUGCCACAUUGAGAAGGAGGGACUAUCGCGCAGCAUGGCUUUCCUAAAAAAUUUCAUAGAAAUCGACACCAUUGUCACUGACCGCCACAUCCAAAUACGUAAAUGGGUGAGGGAAAAUAUGACUGACACCAAGCACUGUGUUGAUGUGUGGCAUGUUGCUAAAGGACUAAAGAAGAAAGUAUUGGCUCUUUCAAAGGAGAAGGACUGUGGGGAGCUCAGCAGUUGGAUCAAGAGCAUCACCAAUCAUCUGUACUGGGUUGCUGCAUCUACACCUGAUGCAGAUGCAGAUCUGAUGAUGCAGAAGUGGCGUUCAUUAGAGAACCACAUCCAAAAUAUCCACGAGGGUCAUGGUCAGCUAUUUCCAAAAUGUCUGCAUCCAGAUCUCGCAGGACAGGAAAGAAGGAAGAGGUGGCUGAAGCCAGGAACUAAAAGUUUGGAGAAGUUGCUGCCAAUCCUGGGGAACCGUCAGAUGAAAAUUGACAUCCCCAUGCUUUCCACCAACCAGCAAACAUCAGAGUUAGAAGGUUACCAUUCUGUAAUCAACCAUUUCGCACCAAAAAUGCACGGAUUCUCCUAUUACGGAAUGGUGUGCAGACUUCUACUUGCUGCACUUCAUUUUAAUGAAAAUGGAGGGAGGGACUCUGCUGUCACCAAAGAUGGUGCUACACGCAUUAAUACACAAGAAAGGAGGAUACACUGUCCGUGAAGUGAAGAC